AUGGGCAUCGUCGACAAGAUCAAGGAGUUGGAGGCGGAGUACGCGCGGACGCAGAAGAACAAGGCGACGGAGGGCCACCUCGGCAUCAUCAAGGCGAAGCUCAGCAAGCUGCGCAGCUCCCUGCUGGAGGAGCAGUCGUCGUCCGGCGGCGGCGGCGACGGCUUCGACGUCAAGAAGUCGGGCGACGGCCGCGUGGCGCUCAUCGGCUUCCCCUCCGUCGGCAAGUCGAGCCUGCUGUCCACGCUGACGAGCACGCAGAGCGAGGCCGCGGGCUACGAGUUCACGACGCUCACGUGCAUCCCCGGCAACAUCCUCUACAACGACACGAAGAUCCAGCUGCUGGAUCUGCCGGGCAUCAUCGAGGGCGCGGCCCACGGCAAGGGCCGGGGCAAGGAGGUCAUCGCGGUCGCGCGGACGUCGGACCUCGUCUUGAUCGUCCUGGACGCGGGCAAGGAGGGCGUCGACGACCACAAGGGCAUCCUGGAGCGGGAGCUCGAGACCGUGGGGCUGCGGCUGAACAAGACGCCGCCGAACAUCGCGCUCGUGAAGAAGGCGACGGGCGGCGUCAAGUUCAACGCGACGGUGCCGCUGACGAAGCUCGGCGACGACCCGGCGAAGACGGUGAACUCGAUCCUGCACGAGUUCCGGCUCCACAACUGCGAGGUCCUGUUCCGCGGCGACUACGGCACGGACGAGCUCAUCGACGUCAUCAACGGGAACCGCAAGUACGUGCGGUGCCUCUACGUCUACAACAAGAUCGACAUGAUCCCGCUCGAGGACGUCGAGAAGCUCGCGCGGCAGCCGGACACGAUCGUCAUGUCCGUGCACCUCAAGCUGAACCUCGACUACCUGCUGGCGCGCAUGUGGGACGCCAUGGGCCUCGUGCGCGUCUUCUGCAAGCGCCGCGGCUGCCCCCCGGACCUCGACGAGCCGGUCGUGCUCUCGUCGCAGCGCCACGGCAUCACGGUCGAGGCCGCGACGGCGCGCAUCUCCAAGGAGCUGCUCGUCGUCUUCAACUACGCCGAGGUCUGGGGCACGUCGACGAAGCACAGCCCCCAGCGCGUCGGCCUCUCCCACGUGCUCCAGGACGAGGACGUCUUCCAGAUCAUCGGCCAGACGAACCACCAGCAGAAGCUCGACAAGAACUACUCCCAGCGCGUCCAGGACUACAACAGGAUGAUCGCCGAGAAGCGCAAGACGCGCACGAAGGAGGGCAAGAAGAAGCGGUCCACGGGCUAG
Aureococcus anophagefferens is the source of this 1239-nucleotide messenger RNA. RefSeq lists its product as hypothetical. The transcript has a single exon. Bases 1 to 1239 code for a protein of 412 amino acids. Gene Ontology annotation, molecular function: GTPase activity; GTP binding. Gene Ontology annotation, cellular component: cytoplasm. Gene Ontology annotation, biological process: cytoplasmic translation. NCBI's taxonomy places the organism in Eukaryota, Pelagophyceae, Pelagomonadales, Pelagomonadaceae. The record is from RefSeq and is a predicted model, not a curated record.